Messenger RNA from Teleopsis dalmanni, 1368 nucleotides. RefSeq names its product zinc finger BED domain-containing protein 4-like. Gene Ontology annotation, molecular function: protein dimerization activity. The record is from RefSeq and is a predicted model, not a curated record. The coding region runs from base 1 to 1368 and encodes 455 amino acids. Lineage: Eukaryota; Metazoa; Arthropoda; Insecta; Diptera; Diopsidae. The transcript has 3 exons.
AUGCGACCGUUAUCACUCCCACGUCAAAUAAAGAUUAACAACUUAAUUUUGGAUGUAAUAGUUGAAGAUGUACACCCAUUUUCUAUUAUUAAUGACACUGGUUUUCGUAAACUCGUGUUGGGUCUCGCACCAUCGUAUGCGUUUCCAUCAAAAACAACAUUUAGUACAACUUUUCUUAUGGAAAAAUAUAAUAAAGCGAAAGAAUCAAUACUAGAUAUCUUACAAGAAGCUAAAACUAUUUCAUUAACAACAGAUAUGUGGACUUCUAAUGCUAAUGAAAGCUAUUUGGCUGUGACAGCACAUUUCAUAUCCCAAAAUUGGAAAUUUAACUCCUGUUUGCUUAGCUGCGUGGAAUGUAGGUUCCAGCAUACCUCAGAAAAUUUGGCAGCAGAAAUUAAGCGAAUAAUAGAUGAAUGGCGUUUGACUAAUAAAAUAUUUGCUGUAACAACAGACAAUGCAGCAAAUAUUAUACGUGCUGUUACUUUGUGUGGAUGGUGUCAUGUUCCAUGCUUCGCUCACACAUUAAAUUUAAUAAUUCAAAAAGGCUUAAAAAAUAUUGAGCAUAUUAGACUAAAAUCAAAAAAUAUUGCUGAGUACUUUAACCGAAGUACGUUAGCAAAUACUAAACUUCAAGCGCAACAGAAGUUGUCCUUAAAUUCAACAGUUUUAAAAUUAAAAAAUGAUUGCCCAACUAGGUGGAAUUCAACCUGUUAUAUGUUCGAUAGGAUUAUAAAAAUAACUGAAGCUAUAUCAGCUACUAUUGGUAUUUUACGCAUUCCAUUGGAGGCCCUAACGGAAAAUGAUUGCUGUAUUAUAAAAGAAAUUUUAAAUAUUUUAAAACCAUUCGAACAAAUUACGACGGAAAUGAGCUCAGAAAAUAAUGUCACUCUAUCUAAAGUAAUUAAUUUUGUACGAGGAUUGAAUGCGGUUUUAACCAAACUUUCUAAGGAAAUAACAUCAAUAGAAGGGAAAAAAAUGGCUGAUACACUUAAGGACUCUAUUUCCACCAGAUUUGUUAAUUUGGAAGGCAACUCGUUAAUGGCGACAGCAGCGUUUCUGGACCCCAGAGUUCAAAGUGAAAUAACUGCUCUUAUUAAUAAUAAGAGUAUAUCGAAUGAAAGGCUAUGCAAUGAAUCCAGGAGUACUUCAAGAAACGAUGACGAGGAUUUAGUUUGGCAAGAUUUUAAUGACUCCUUGGUGGGUAGUCAAACUCAAACUCCAACAGCCUUACCUAUAAUCGAGAUACGAAUGUACUUAGAGGAGCCAUUAGUUGAUCGAAAAUCAAAUCCACUUGAAUGGUGGAAGCAGAGAGCUUUGCUUUACCCACAUUUAUCAGAACUAGCAAGAAAAUAUUUAUAUCAAUUUUAG